AUGGCUCGCCAGUUUGUCCUUUCGUUCUUUCUGGUUUCGGCCUUGUAUCCGUCUGGAGUUCCUGCUGGACCUUGCCGGCCGAAGCCUGUGUCCUCUUAUGCUGUUCCGAGCGUUGCGACGAGUGAGGUCUCUACAGAUAUUACCGGCCUGACGUCUUCUAUUGAGAGCUUGACUGUCGAAGUCUCAGCAAGCGCUUCGACGGGCAUCUUAACUGACCGUGGGGAGACCGAUGCGGCGCAAACGACUGGUACCUUGUCGCUGAGUCUACCUGCCAGUCUUGCUACGACUACGACUACAGACGGGGAGACUACUGCUGUGGCGACUGGCCCUGCUACAGAUACCUUCAGCUUUACGACAGACUCUAGCACGGUUGCUUCCUAUUCUGCGUCCUCUGGCUUCAUAUCAGGCUCUGUCGCUACGGAUUCUGCCAGUUACACAACCAGUGGUGCCACAACAGAUGCCAAAACCGACACCGCCAGCGACGCCACAACCGAUGUUUCUGUCUUCAACACAGGUUCUGUCACCACAGCCUCGACUUAUGCGACCAGCGAUGCUGGGACUGAUGUCUCUGGCCUCCCCACAGGCUCUGCCACUCAAGAUGUCUCGACUUACACGACCAGUGAAGCUACGACAGAUGCCAACACUGACGACAUCGGUGAUGCUACUACUGAUGCCUCUAGCUUCACUACGGGUACUACCACCACAGAUGCGCCGACUGAUGUUUCCAGUGAUGCUACAACUGGUGCUUCCAGUCUCACUACGGACUCUAGCACCACAGGUGCCUCAACCUACACUAUCAGCGAGUCCGGAAUUGGCACCACCACGAGCCCUGUUACUGUUACUACCACCUCAGCCAAUUACUGCAGCAACGAUGAAUGGCAGAACGAUGCUCUCAUUGCCUCUUUUAAGGCCACAAGGACCUAUGCGAUAGAUGUCUGCGCCACUGCUAUCGAACCCGUCACCACUGUCGCAGCCACAGGAUCGUCAGAGACUACCGAGUCCGAGAUCGUUGUCGUCACAGAGGAUUUUGCCGAUAAGACCAGGAUUGUUAUUCAUGCGCCGUCUACCAACUUUGUCGCUGGACCUGACAGGACUGUCACUGCUGUCCGUCGCGACGGAAUUAUCGAGAUUAUUGAGCCAAAAACUAUCUACGACACCGUCGCCCGCACGACUAUCGAGCUCCCAACUGCUUUCGAAACAGUUUUCACUACUGAUGUUGAAUACAUCGGCAGUACCAGCGUGGACACUAUCUACGAUGUCGUCGAUACGCAAACGACGUUGGUGGUUACGGACACGACCGAGAUCACAACCGCUACUUCUACAGACGUGGUCACCGAGACUAUCACCAGUAUUGAGAGCAUCCCUACUACGUCUACCGAGUACGUAGUCACCGGCACAACCAUCAAGUUUGCCCCGGGAAUGACUAUCCACGUGACCAACUCUCGUACAUUCGUCGUUUACUCGGUUCCAUCUACUCGAAGGCAUGUUUUGUACACGACUACCAAUUACCGCACUUCUGCCUGGACGACCGUCACUGUUCAGUCAACAUACACUGACUAUACCACCGCCCCUACGGAGACUGUCGAUGUUACUACUGCGACGAACACGGUAGACGAGACAAUUGUCACGAGCACUGACACUGACUUUGCUACGAGUACUGUCACAACUAAUGAGUGGACCACAGAGACUUCCGUCUCUACUUCAACUAGCACCAAGCUUCUCCCUCCAAAGUACACUCAGCACGAGUUCACUUGGCUGCAGAACAAAAAACGAGCCAUCGCCAGCGCUGCUCUUAAGGUCCGCGUCGCUCUGCCCGACAGCCUCGAAGAACAAUGGAUCAACGAGUAUGGUGAACCUCAUUUCCAUAGUGCCUGUUCAUGUUUUCUUCCCUUCUCUCCCCACAUGAGGACCGUCUACGCGUCCGCAGAACUUGAGACGAUCAUCGAGAAGUCCACCACCAUUGACAAGAUCUAUGGCGACACCGUCACGCUGACCAUUACCACGGCCGCAACCGUCACUACCCACAAGACCUUGACGGAGACCACUGUCAUAGAUGGGACCACCUCUAUCGAGACGCGCACCGUCCAUGAGGAUAUCACCCAGACUGUCUUGUCCACGCCCACAGCUCAAUCCCUCAUCACAAAGGUUGUGGUCAAUGAUGAUGUGAAGCAAGUCACCAAGGAGAUCGCUGUCAUUGACACAAUCACUCUGUAUGGUAUCGCUACUGGAUACACAUGGAUGGAAGUUACCCGCACGCAGGACAUCUACGAUCUUCGCAGCAAACUAUUCCCAGUUGUUCAGACCAUCGACAUUGCCGAGACGUCUACCUCUACUCUCCCAACUACCAUUGUUGAGACUACCGUAGACGUAACCUCUACUGCGCUGUCCACUGCCGAUGAGACUGUCUACGAUGCGUUUACCAGCAUUGUUCCCGUCGCUGUCACUGAUGUGAAGCAGUUCACAUAUACAAAGACCAUUUUCACCGAUGCGACAUCGGUCUACUCAGUUGAGGCUACCAACACUGUUGGUACAAUUGCGACAACAACGCUGACUACCUUCACUACCGUCACCAAUGGAGUCACAUCCACAAUCACCACAAUUCUGUCCACCGACGUGACUGUCACAGCUCAAGCGAUCGCAACAGAGACAUGCGCCAUGCCCAUCAAGGACGGCGAUUUCGAGUACGAGCCCGGCACCAGCCCUUGGUACGCAUCCUACAAAUCCAAGUACGAUUGGGACAAGAUUUGGCUUGACAAUGCCCACGGAAAGGUUCUCCAGACGAAGCAGCUUUACAACAACACCAACUUCAUCUUGUGGCAGGACAUCCAGUCAUGCAAGGGCGUGACUUUCAGUUGCGACUACCAGUUCUGGAUCGACAAGUACUACUACGUCAAGGGCGACAAGAAACCCGGCAAGGGUAAAAACGACAACAGCGACUCGGCAUACUACUGGUGGACGCCUUACAUCUGGACGUUCUGGAACGAUAAUCCUAACACAAUUGGAGAGCGGUGGCCCAGAAAUACGGGCGAGGCUGGAAGGUGGAUGGAUGCCAACAUCAAGUUUCAGACUACUGGCAAAGUUGACACGCUGUGGAUUUACUCUGCAAGUCCACAGUGGCCGUGGGAAGGCGACAACUUUCUCAUGCUGGAUAACUACAAGUGCAAACCGAUUGCAUUCAAGGGACCGAAUGGGCCUGUUGGGGGGUUCCGUUCAUAG
Molecule: messenger RNA, 3216 nt
Organism: Fusarium venenatum
Lineage: Eukaryota; Fungi; Ascomycota; Sordariomycetes; Hypocreales; Nectriaceae
Source: RefSeq, a predicted model, not a curated record